UUUGUGCACUUUAUCGCUGAAAAAAUCUAAUCUAAUUUUUACUUUAUUUCCAGCAAUUCCAGACAAAAAUCGCAGUAUUUUCUUUUAACUCAGAAAUAAAUACUAAUUGUUACUAUAAUAUACUAUUUUACCAUGGAGGAAAUUGAUGAGUUAUCACAGUUAGAAGAGUUGUUAAAUGCUGAUUUAUGCGAAAAUGCAAGUAGUAAAGUCAAAUCCGUCAGUGAAGUAAAUAUUUUUGAAACCGAAUGCAGCGAAACUGGAGCUACAACUUGUAUUGCAGCAGAAUCCAUCAGUACUUCUGCUGUCCAUAAUGGUGACACAGAUUCUUCAGAUGACGAAGAAAAGCGUAAUUAUACUGAACGCAAGUACAACGACUAUGGUUCUAAUGUGAAAAAGGCUCUUGAUCACAAGGCAGAUGAACAUUUGCAUAAGAAAAUAGAAUUCGAAACGAGACUCCGCCAGACCAACUUAGACAUUAAAGUUGAGCGUAGCAGUUCAUUUAAAAAGAAACCGGCAGUAACAGAGGAAGAUGUUAAGAAUACCUUUUGUGUCCCAGAAAAGAAACUGCAAUGUUCAGACGUAUACACAGACCCAGUUUUCGGUAUUCGCAUUAUAAAACCACUUAUCCCAAGUACUGCUCUUCUGGAUCGUAUGCAGGGCCGUGAGGCAAUUAACAUGUUGAGGGUGAAGCGGCAUGUUGAGAAUGAAGAUUUGUCCAAAGAUUGGGUUACAGCCGGUGUCAUUGUAAGGAAAAGCACAACAAAGAAGUCACAAAAAGGGAACCAAUUUGUAAUUUGGACACUGAGCGAUCUAAGAGAUGAUUUGAAAACUGUCUCCAUGUUUUUAUUUAGAAAAGCUUAUAAUGACUUGUGGAAAACACCUGAAGGAACAGUUGUUGCAGUUUUGAAUCCAAAUGUUUUGGAUAAAUCUCAAAAUAGUAAUGAUCAAGCAUGUCUUAGUGUUGAAAACCCUGACAGAGUCAUGAUUUUGGGCCAAUCUAAAGAUUUAGGUGUUUGUAAGAGUAGAAAAAAAAAUGGAGAACCUUGUACAUCAUUCGUCAAUGUAAGCCAGUGUGAGCAUUGCAUUUAUCAUGUAAAACAAGAAUACCAAAAAUAUUCCAGGAGACAAGAAUUACAGUCUUCUACCAUGGGCAAAGGACUAGUUAAUUUACAAAAUAAAGUUCUUGGAAAAAGUACUGUCAUCUAUGGUGGGAAAUCUUAUUCAGCCUUACCUCGAGCCAACAACAAAAUGGUAAAGGAAAGAGAUCAGAAUAGACUGAUGACAUUAAGUGACUAUUAUAAGUCCGAAGGUGAUAAUUUAAUGACAAACAAAGCGCCAUUAGGGGCAGGUCCCCUAAAUAAAGUGGGUGAUAUAUUACAUAGUCCUAAAUUACAAAGGACAAGUGACUAUGAAAGAUUGAACAAGCUAACCAAUUUGAACUCCAGUCCACAACAUAUUAAUAAAACAGCAUCUCACAGUACUAGCCUAGCCGAAAAAGUUGCUAAUUCACCAAUGCUUGGAAAAGGAUUUGGACUCAAAGGCAGUGGUAUGAUAGAUCUGAAUAUUUCUUAUGGACAAAAAGCUGCGGAGAGAGCAAAAUCUAAUGCAAUAAAAUUAAUUCAGCAAAGUGGUGGAAUACCAAAAAUUGAUCCAAAUAAUACAAAGGGCACAGAACAGGGAAAGAAAAGGGCAUUAGAAAAGUUAAAUGUUCCUGGUACUGAUGAAAAUAAGUGUAAAAAGGCUAAACACAACAAUGAAGAGCAAAACAAACCUGUAGGAAUAAAGUCAGAGAGAUUCAAGAAGAUUCUGGAAGCUACUUCUGCUCAUCAGAAUUUGAUUGAACAGCAUGAUGAUGAAGAACAAGAGAAAUAUUUUAGUAAAUUAGAGAAAAAGGAAGCUAUGGAAGAGAAAAUGUUAAACACUUUCAAGUUGCCUUGUAAAGCUGUGAGAUGCAUCAAAUGCAAGUACACAGCAUUUUCUGCUGCACAGAGAUGCAAAGAUGAAAGGCACCCAUUGAAAAUUUUAGAUACACAUAAAAGAUUUUUCAAAUGUGCUGAUUGCAGCAAUAGAACAGUAUCUCUAGAGUUGAUACCUCUUCAUUCCUGUAGUAACUGUAAAGGAUCUCGUUGGGAAAAAGCACCCAUGUUGAGGGAAAAGAAAGGAAUGUCCCAAUCAGGUGGGUUGUCAAUUAGAGGUGAAGAGGAAACAUUCAUUGGUGGAACUGUCAAUGCUGGGAAAAACAUUAAUCUGUUGGUACCAGACAGCUGAUAGUGUAUUUUAAAUGCUUACUAUGUAUACAGAAUCAAGUAGGAAUUUUUGAUUAUAUCAAAUGUUGAAGAAUUAAAUUAUUAUUAGAUAUAAUCAUAUUUUAAUAUUAUUAUAACGUUUGCAUCUUAUUGCUCAUGAUGGUAUGAUUAUUUUUAAAUAAUCGUAAAAACAAAUUGCAACUUAAGUAGGGAGAGAAAGAGUUGACAACAAAAAACUUUGCUUUAAUAGAAUAUCUGGACAUAUCUGUUGCUCGAAAUCUUUAUGGACUGAAAAUAAAAUACAUAUGAAAAUAAAGCA
Molecule: messenger RNA, 2565 nt
Organism: Chilo suppressalis (striped riceborer)
Lineage: Eukaryota; Metazoa; Arthropoda; Insecta; Lepidoptera; Crambidae
Source: the annotation of a GenBank genome assembly